Miscanthus lutarioriparius is the source of this 1026-nucleotide messenger RNA. Lineage: Eukaryota; Viridiplantae; Streptophyta; Magnoliopsida; Poales; Poaceae. The record is from the annotation of a GenBank genome assembly.
AUGGCCCAAAAGUGGAAAAUUGUUGAACUAGAUAGCAAGGAUCUAUUAGAGAAUGUUGUAGAUCAGUCCAAAGAGGUUGAUAAAUUGAAACAAGCAGAAGCAGAGGGUUGCCAGGUGUUAAUGGAGAAAGACAUGGCGAAUACUAGUGAUGCUUUUGUACUAAAACAGACAGAAGAUGGACACAGAAAAUCAUUGAUAGAGACAGGUAUAAAUAGCCAUAAUGAAACUACUCUAGUCGAGCAGUUGGAUGGACAAAGCGAGAGACUUAAGAGGAUAGGUACUGAGGAAAUUCAUGGAGAAACCAUUGAAGCACAAGAAAAGGAGUUUUAUAAGGAUGUGGCAGAAGAUUCAAAUAACUCAACCAAUGAUAAGGAUGUGGUAGAAGAUUCAAAUAAUUUAAUCAAUGCUGAGAUGCCAUGUAGUUCAGCUACUGUACAGUUAAAAGAAGGUAAGAUGGAAGUUUUUCAUGAAGGCAGGAUUGAGGAGCCAUGUGUUCAGGAUGUUGAUCUGAUUAAUCGGAGGGAACCAUCAUCUGAUGCAACUGCUAUGGAGAUUGAGGUAGUAUCUAACCACAAGAUCUUUUUGAAUAUGCAUGAGGCAGUGGCUCUGGAACAGGACAACAGAAUCAUACACAAGAACAUGGAGGCAACAACAGUGGAAGGUAGCCACACGCUGGAUAGUGGACUAAAUUCUGAUCUAGCCAAUGUUAAUGAAACUCAUGCUGCAUGGGAAAUAAAAAACCAGGAAAUUUUGGACGUGGACAUGCAAGUAGCAAUGGAUGAAAGACAAGAUCUACAAGCUGUGACAAAAGGAAUAUGUCAGAAGAUACAGCAACUAGCAAGGGAGGAAAGACACAAUUUAGGAACUACAACUGAAAAUAACAAAACGAAUAUGUUAGAAGAUGCAGACGUUCUUGUCUGCGGGCAAUAUCAAAAUGGUCUAACUCAUACCAAGGUCAAGCCUACCAAAGGAAUACAAAACCAAGAACUUUUGAAUAACAAAGAAGUGAGUCCACCUAUAAUAUAA